AUGAUGGGAGGUCUCCAUAUAGAAAUAGCAAUCAUGAGUAUGAUAGGCUCAUGGUUAACUGGAUCAGGCUGGACUGAUAUUCUUGUUGAUGCUGGAGUCACAAGUCCUGGGCGAGCAGAAUCUCUCUUAUCAUGUUCACAUGUGAAACGUACUACAUACGCUCAUCAAGUAACAGUAGCUGCAUUAGUCAUCUUGGAGGGUCAUACUCACAAGUCUCGAGAAAUAUGUAGUGAGGAACCUUAUUUAGAUUUCGAUGAGUGGUGUACUAAUCGUACUGAGGAAUCAGUUCAGUUUCUUUUUUGGUCAAUCACCAUUGAGCUAGACGUUCUAUUGCUGGCUUAUUCGCUGAGUCCGCGUGAGAGCAAUUUCAUUAAGUACAAGAGAGUUCUUGUAGAUAUCUGUCCAUGGAUGUUUGCGUUAGAUCAUACCAACUAUGCGAGAUGGCUACCAGUUUUCGUGAAGACUCUUCAAGAAUUGGAAAUUCAUCACCAUAGCAUCAAUGAAGAAUUCAUGAAAGGAAAGUUUGUUAGUAUGAAAACGAAUCGAUCAUUUUCAGCGAUAGCUGAUGAUCAAUUACAUAAACAGAGCAACAAAAAGAUAAAGGAAAUUGGUGGAGCAAUUGGUUUACUAAACAAUCCUACAGCGCUUCUAAAAUGGACGGUUGGUGGGCCAGAUAUUGUGAAAAUGAUAUCUGACUUAGAUUUAGAGAAAAUACGAAAUCUUUUGAGGAAAGAUUCAGAAAGCAUACUCUUGCUAUUGUAG
Messenger RNA from Phaedon cochleariae (mustard beetle), 762 nucleotides. Lineage: Eukaryota; Metazoa; Arthropoda; Insecta; Coleoptera; Chrysomelidae. The record is from the annotation of a GenBank genome assembly.